UCCAUAUAUAAAUAUAUAUAUAUAUACACACACACAUAUAUCUCCUAAGUCACCAACCAAAAAGUUAUCCAAACUCCUAAAAAGAGAGAUAAAUUUCAGUCUUGAAGGGAAAUUGAAAGUUAUUGAAUCUCAAUCAAUCAUGGAGGUCGUGAUACCACCACCACUACGAGAUUUCGACUUCACCACGAGCAGUGCGAUGACAACGCCUUACUCGACCGCGCCGCCGACGCCGAAGCGCUUCGGCGACUACUUCUUCAGCGCGCCGACGAGCCCGUCCCGCAUGUCCGACUUCUACCGAGCCUUCGAGGAGGAAUUCUCCACCGAUAUUUAUAGAACUAGAUCCCCUCCGGCGGUUCCUUAUGAGUGGGAGUUCCAUCCCGGCAGCCCUAAAGUGAUGAAGAUCAACGAUGACGGCGAUGGCGACGAUGACGUCGAUGAUUUCGCAUUCGAAUUCAGUAAGGACUUGGAGAGAGCUUCUCUCUCUGCCGACGAGCUCUUCGACGGUGGGAAGAUCAAGCCUCUCAAGCCCCCGCCGAGUGUUAGGUCUCCGAGAUCGCCGAGCAAGUCGAAAAAGAAAACGGAGAGGGAAAGGGGAAGAGAGAGAAUUAGUACUUCUGCCGCGGCGGGUUUGUCGGGAUCGAAUUCGGGGCGGAGAGCGGCGAGAUCGCUCUCGCCUUUGAGAGUCUCGCAGUAUCCAUGGGAAGAUCAAGAUAACCAAGAUCAACAACAACAACCACCACAACAGAAGGUUGCUAAUAAUAAUAAUAAUAAUACUAAGCAGCAAAAUUCAGCUACGAUUUCGAAACAUUCUUCAUCAUCGUCAUCGAAAGGGUCGUCUUCUUCGUCGUCGAGGAAAUGGAGAUUGAGGGAUUUCUUGCUGUUCCGAAGCGCGUCGGAGGGACGGGCGACAGACAAGGACCCGUUGAGGAAGUACUAUGCCUUGUACGGCAAGAAACAUUAUGAGGACGUGGCGAUGAAGAGCGGGAGCUUCCGGUCGGCCGAGUCAACGACGGGGGCGAGGAGGAAAGGGGCGCCUGCGGUGUCGGCUCACGAGCGGCAUUACACGGCGAACAAGGCGGCGUCGGAGGAUCUGAAGAAGAAGACUUUCUUGCCGUACAAGCGAGGGAUUUUGGCACUUCAUUCUUUGGCCAAUGGCUUUGGCUCUCUCACACGUUCAUCAUCAUGAUGAUGAUCGGGAUUGUUUUGAUGAAUUAAACUCAAUCGUUAAUCUCAGUUGGUGUUGAUGGAGAAAGUAGAUUUAAUUUGUUUUAAAUGUAAAUUUGGUUUCGUUUUGUAUUUACAGAGUAAAGGAUUCGUAUAUUUUAGGAGUUUUGCUUGAUUGUGGUGUAUAUAGCUAAAAAAAAGAGCACACACACUUGGAUCAAGCGCGUUAGUUUCUUUUAUGAAAACGUUAAUUCUUUAUUUGUUUCAUUUCGAUAAUUUGUAAUGUUUAUGAGAAUAUAUAAGCACUAAUGCAAGACAAUUUUUUGUGUUUGUAUUUAUUUAUUAUUUUUAUCAAGUCCUAUACUAUUAUCUCUAAGCUCAAACAAGAAUCUCCCUGUGGUCUGAACAACAGAACAACAAUAACUGACAGAAGCAGUUUUCAGAAAAUGUAGAACAACGAUCUCGUAAUUGAAAAAAAAAAAAAAAA
Molecule: messenger RNA, 1651 nt
Organism: Morus notabilis
Lineage: Eukaryota; Viridiplantae; Streptophyta; Magnoliopsida; Rosales; Moraceae
Exons: 1
Coding region: 140-1186 (348 amino acids)
Source: RefSeq, a predicted model, not a curated record